Messenger RNA from Saprolegnia diclina VS20, 594 nucleotides. Its product is annotated as Ras-like protein Rab-31. The record is from RefSeq and is a predicted model, not a curated record. The transcript is spliced from 2 exons. NCBI's taxonomy places the organism in Eukaryota, Oomycota, Saprolegniomycetes, Saprolegniales, Saprolegniaceae. The coding region runs from base 1 to 594 and encodes 197 amino acids. Gene Ontology annotation, molecular function: GTP binding; GTPase activity.
AUGGCCGAGAUGACCAAGGCGCGCGAGGUCAAGGUCGUGCUCCUCGGCGAUACGGGCGUCGGCAAGUCGUCGCUCGUCCUCCGCUUCGUGACCAACAACUUCCGCCCGUACUCGGAGUCGACCAUCGGCGCGAGCUUCAUGUCCAAGAUGCUGCUCGUCGGCGACCAAGCCAUCAAGUAUCAGAUCUGGGAUACCGCCGGGCAGGAAAAGUACCAUUCGCUUGCGCCCAUGUACUACCGCGGCGCCGCGGCCGCGAUCGUCGUCUACGACAUUACGCGCAAGCAGUCGCUCCAGACGCUCAAGAACUGGGUCAAGGAGUUGAAGCAGCUCGGCCCGGACAACAUUGUGAUUGCGAUCGCAGGCAACAAGUCGGACCUCAAGGACAAGCGGGAAGUGAGCUCGGAGACGGCCAAGGCGUACGCCGACGAGAUUGGCGCCGUCUUUGUCGAGACGAGUGCGAAGGAAGAUACGAACGUCUCGGACCUCUUCAAGACGAUCAGCCAGCAGCUGCCGUCGCCCGCGGGCGACAACAACGCGCUCCCAGAGAUCGUCGACCCGUACGGUGGCGGCAAGAAGAAGGGCGGAUGCUGCUAA